AUGGCGACCAUAAAAGCGAUCGAGGGCAAGACGGUCCAUCAAAUCCAGUCCGGCCAGGUCAUUGUCGAUUUAUGCUCCGUAGUGAAGGAGCUGGUCGAGAAUAGCCUGGACGCAGGGGCGACGAGCAUCGAUGUGCGGUUCAGGAACCAAGGCCUGGACUCCAUAGAGGUGCAGGAUAACGGCGACGGCAUCUCCCCGCACAACUACGAGACCCUGGCCCUCAAGCACCACACCUCGAAGCUGUCGACCUACUCCGACCUGACGACACUGCAGACGUUUGGAUUCCGUGGCGAGGCGCUGUCGUCGCUAUGUGCGCUGUCGAGAUUCUCGGUCGUGACGUGCAUGGCGGCCGAUGCGCCGAAAGGCACGAAACUCGACUUUGAAGUCUCGGGCAUGCUGAAGGGGACGGGCGUUGUGGCUGCGCAAAAGGGGACGCUGGUCUCGGUGGAGAACCUUUUCAAUAAUUUACCCGUAAGGAGGAGGGAGCUGGAACGGAAUAUCAAGAGAGAAUGGACGAGGGUGAUGGGCGUGUUGGGCCAGUAUGCUUGCAUACAGACGGGCAUCAAAUUCUCGGUGUCGCAGCAGGCGGGUAAAGGGAAAAAGACGACGCUGUUCUCGACGAAGGGGAAUCAGAGCACGAGGGAGAAUAUUGUGAAUGUGUUUGGGGCGAAGACGCUUACGGCGCUCAUACCGCUGGAUCUGAAUCUUGAGCUGGACGCUACGAGUGCGCCAUCUCAGAAAUGGAGUACGCAGGAUGAUGGUGACACGAAGAAGAUCCGCAUUACGGGGCAUGUCUCACGGCCGGCUUCUGGGGAGGGGAGACAGACGCCUGAUAGACAGAUGUUCUUCGUCAAUGCGAGGCCGUGUGGACUUCCGCAGGUAGCGAAGGCGUUCAACGAGGUGUACAAGGCGUACAACGGUACGCAGUCGCCGUUCAUCUUUGCGAACAUCGAGCUGGAUACGCAUCUGUAUGAUGUCAAUGUUAGUCCGGAUAAGCGGACUAUUCUACUGCAUGACCAGAAUCGUAUGCUGGAGAAUCUUAAGGAGGAGUUGACGAAGCUGUUCGAGAGUCAGGAUUACACGGUUCCAAUCUCACAGUUGCCCGCGCAGAAGCAGUUGGCGUAUAAGCAGCUGACUAUCAGUCGGGAAAAUAGCACCAUUUCUCCGAGGACUUCGCAGUCUCCAGCCGUGAUUGCUGAGAGGGAGGAGUCCGAAGAUGCAGGAUCGGUUCAGUCAUCUAGCAGACGAGGGCAGAGCGUCGACGAUGAAACGCCGAGCAAGAAAUCCAAUCCCCAGCCUAGAGGUGCUGUGUCUAGGGAUUCCAUGGGUAGGGACAGCAGUGCUGCCAACUUGAUCUCGAAGUGGGCUGGACGAAGGUCUGAGGACCGUAUAGGUAAAGAAAAGGAAGACCCGGCUCUGCCAAAGAAAGCUGUUUCGGCGCCCCCUGGUCUGUCAGAAGAGAAGCGUAGACUACUUGCGAAGCUGAGAAAUCAGAGUGAACAGGAGCAGGGAGAGGCUGUACCUGAGUCUUCUGCGGAAUCGGAUAUUUCUGCUGCAGGGACACAGUCUCUAAGUGAUUUGGCUUCUAAUAUGGAGCCGCCCCCUCCGGUCCCUAUUUUCUCGAAGGGAACUUCCGAGGCACCGACAAUCUCGAGCUCUGUCUGGAAUGAUUCUAGGUCUAUAUCGAGAUCAGUUGAGCCCGAGAGGGAUAUUCCUGCACUCGGGUCGCCUCCAAAGCCUACUCCGUCGAUCGCGGAUAGAUUCUCUAGUACAGCAAGGACGCAACGAGCGCCUGGUGAGAUUGCUACAAUUACUAUCGGGGACCAUACUGUUACCAGCACAAUUGGAUAUCCGGCGAAGAGAGCUCGUAUCGAAAAUUUAUCUAGCUCUGCUCCGAGCAGCCGUCGUUCGCAGGCACAGACUGCAAAGGGACCGUUACCAACAUUUGGGAGUAGUCUGAGUCAGAUGUUUGCAGCUUCUGGGACUACUACACGGUCUGUGGUUGCUGAUGACAUUGAAGAUGGCUCGGAUUCAGAGGUUGCAAAUGCUGCUCCUGCAUCUCCUCAGACCGAUUCACCUGAGGCCGACGGGCCCAUGGAUAUCCCAGAUGAUGACGGCGAGGGGCUGUUCGUCCCUCAGACGCCUCGGCCAAAAAUCGAUUCCGUUAAGCAGCAAGAUCCCGAUCUGGAUUCUUCGAUCCCUCCACAUCAUAACGACGAAGAGGACGCCGAGUACAUUGAUGAGGUGCAGAAGAAAGCCCUUGAAGAAGCCAAAGUCCAAGAAAUCAUCGAUCAAGCUGAGAAGUCAGGUGUACAGCCAUCGCAGGAGACUACUCUGCGUGCAAAGUCGCUGCUCAAAGGCGGUUCCAGAAAGAAAGAUGCAACUCUCAACCUGGUGAGAGUGGUGGAGACUGACAUAUCUAAGAUUGCUGCGGAACAUCAAGCUCUCAACCGGGCCUUGUCUGAAUACCAGGUCGCAGUCACCGAGAAAGCUAAGGACGAAGCACUAGAUUCGGCGCAAGCAGAAGAGAAAUUAUCACUCAUAAUCUCAAAAUCCGACUUCGCCAAGAUGAAGAUCGUUGGCCAGUUUAACCUAGGAUUUAUCCUUGCGACUCGAGCAUCAGGCUCGAAAUGCGAAGAUGGCGUCAUGACAGCAGACGACAUGUUCAUCAUCGACCAGCAUGCCUCGGACGAGAAAUAUAACUUCGAGCGUCUCUACGCUACGACGAUUGUGCAAUCCCAGCGUCUCGUCUACCCCAAAACCCUCGACCUCACGGCUCUCGAAGAAGAGAUAGUCAUGGAGAAUCUCUCAGCCCUCGAGACCAACGGAUUCAUCAUCACCGUCGACGAGACGGGUGAAUCCCCCGUCGGGAAACGCUGCCAACUCACUUCCCUGCCCAUCUCGCGUGAAACGGCGUUUUCACUCACCGACCUUGAGGAGCUAAUAGCACUGCUGGCGGAAUACUCGCCUGGUACGGGACCCGUGCCGCGGCCGAGCAAGAUGCGGAAGAUGUUCGCAAUGAGGGCUUGCCGGAGUAGUAUUAUGAUUGGCAAGACGCUUACGGGCAGGCAGAUGGGGAAGGUGGUUAGGCAUCUUGGGGAGUUGGAUAAGCCGUGGAAUUGUCCGCACGGGAGGCCGACUAUGAGACAUCUUUGUGCGCUUGGGGAGUGGGACGGGGUCGGGUGGAGGGAGGGCGAUGUUGUUGAUGAGGACGGGGGCGUUGUGAGAGGAGGGACGGAUUGGGCGGGGUACCUGAGGGAACAGAUGGAAGAGGUUGAGAUGGAGGAAGAGCAUGACUUUGAGAUGCCGGAUGCGACUCAACUUGGUGAGGAGGAACAUGAAGAGUAUACUGAUGAUCAAGACGCGCAAGAGGGUUCGGAAGGGGAAGUGGAGGGGGAGGAGGACUGA
Molecule: messenger RNA, 3408 nt
Organism: Drepanopeziza brunnea f. sp. 'multigermtubi' MB_m1
Lineage: Eukaryota; Fungi; Ascomycota; Leotiomycetes; Helotiales; Drepanopezizaceae
Source: RefSeq, a predicted model, not a curated record